AAGACAGCCAGAGAGCAAGGAAGACAGACACGACGGCCUGAUGAAUGAAUGGGCAAACCGGCCCAAGGAGCCCUUCAGGGGCCGAGUGCUCGCAUGAACCUCUGCACACACAGGCACAUCCAUCCAUCCAUCCAUGCCGUAUUUCGGAGGGCGCCCUACAAGCGCCUCAGCUCACCCCAAAUGCGUAGACGAAUCCCUUCCCUGCGCUCAUACGCACAAACAAAAGGUUAGAGUGAAAAUGGCCGUCUGUAUCCCUUGUGGAUGUGUGUGGUGGCUGGGCUGACCUCUUCUCUGUGGCACGAACAUCCAUGGUGGCGGCCUGAGUGUCUGCUUGGCCAUCACCCCGAGCACCAACUGGAACAGCCACACCGCACUCAUCGCAUCUGGCAACCACACAACACAUUCACACACACACAAAGACAGACAGAUGCGUGUGUGUCUAUGUCUCCCUCCACUGGUGUGUGCGGUGCGUCGAGGCAGGCCUGGCCUACAUAUGGUGUUUUUGAGGUUGUCGUUUUCGCCGCACUGCGGUUCCCACUCCUUGAUGAACGUCUGGCAGGUGAGCAGGGCCAGCUGAAUUAGGUUGACGAUGGACAGCAGCCGCACACUCUGCGGCACCUUCUUGCACAGACACCCCAUCACCGACUCGAUGCAGCUCAGCUGACCCAUCUUGUCCUCAUCCUUACUGACACCACCACCGCCACCACCACACAAGCGCAUGCAGAGAGGCGCGUGUGUGUGCGCUCUCUUAGUCUCAAUCUCUGCCUCUGUGCCAAUCAAUGCUCACGUGUCGAAGUAUGCGAAGGAUGCCGACACGAUGAGGGCGAUGCAGCCCUGUAUAUAGUAGGUGGACAGCAGCAGCGCCAGGUUGACAUCCACAUUGCAGUCGGUCUGCUUGCACUUCUCACGACGGUUAGCUACAGCCGCCUGCGCAUCGGUGCUGUUGCCGGGGCCGCCAGCGAAACCCGCCAGGAACGAAGAGAAGUCGCUCCCUAUCGUCGAGUUGUCGCGCUGAAGCGACCGCAGACGGGGGCCUCUUGAGGGGUCUGCCAGCGGCCACAGCUGUCUUGGUGUCGCUGGUGGUGACGAGAAUGGGUCACUGUCGGCAAGGCGCCUUUUGUACUGUGGUGGGACGUCAUUGCAGUACUCUGGGCAUGCAUUGGCCUCGAUAGCCGCAUCGGGGCACGGCAGGAACAUGAUCCUGUCGCGCAUGACUGACAAACCAACCGCCGCGGCAACAAACAGGGAGAGAAAGGUGGGCUGCUCUGCCUGGAUUGUGAGUUUGUGUGAGUGUGUGUGUCUUUCUCUCCCAUACUGUAUGCAAAUGUGGCCGCCCCGAUAUAAAUGAUGGCGCUCCAGAAGAAGUAGAGCUUCAUGCUGCAGACACACACACCGACGCACAGACAGAGAGACCUCCGCUCAGAGCAAUGCGUGUAUGUGUCGGUGCCUACUUGAAGCUGGUGAGGAAUUUGAGUGUGGUGACGCACACGCGGCAGGCCACCUUGCUGCAUCCGAAGCACUGCUCCGCGACGCUGGGGCCCUCCAUCUUCUUCGCAAGCCGUCCGGGACGUCAACCGAACGUCAACGAGAAUGCCGGGCGUCUCAGCACUCGUCUUGAGUCUCAGCUUGGCUCGUGAUUUGCA
Messenger RNA from Vitrella brassicaformis, 1643 nucleotides. Lineage: Eukaryota; Vitrellaceae. The record is from the annotation of a GenBank genome assembly.